This is a messenger RNA of Eupeodes corollae, 1107 nucleotides long. RefSeq lists its product as uncharacterized. The transcript is spliced from 3 exons. Lineage: Eukaryota; Metazoa; Arthropoda; Insecta; Diptera; Syrphidae. The record is from RefSeq and is a predicted model, not a curated record. The coding region runs from base 106 to 969 and encodes 287 amino acids.
GAGCGCUGAAGGUUCGGGCUGAGUUUUGGUAUAUAAAUUGCCACCCGAAAUAUUUCCGGUAGUAUAACUCACCUGUUCACCAACCCAAUCACACUAAGCCAGAACAUGCGUGGUUUUUUAGUAUUGUGCUUCUCAGCUCUAGCUGUUGCUGCUCCCCAGGGAUACAACUAUCCACAAACUCCUAGCCAGCAAUCAGGAUUUGUACAACAAUCACCAUCUGUGAACAACCAAUACCUGGCUCCUAUAAUUAGUAGCCAUCAGGAUGCUUCUAGCAACCAUCUACAAUUUCGUUCGCCUUUAUUGCUAGCACCCCAACAUCAACAAGGCCUUUCUCUGUCAUCGCCUUCCUCCGGAUCCGUUCAACAACAAGUCGCGCCCAAGCCAGAAGUUCGUAUCUCAAAGCGAUUCUUCAUUCAUUCUGCUCCCGAGGAAGAAGACGAGGACUACAAAGAGAAGCAUUUGACUGUUGGAACACCAAGCAAGAACUACAAUGUCGUUUUCAUCAAGGCACCUGCUAAAUCCGGAAAGAAACAAUCCAUUAAGAUCACUCCAGCCCUCAACGAAGAGAAGACUGUCAUUUAUGUGCUCAGCAAGAAGACCGAUGCUUCAGAUAUUGACGCACACAUACAAGAAUUACCUUCAACAACAACCAAACCUGAGGUGUACUUUAUCAAAUACAAGACCCCUGAGGAAGCUGCACAUGCCCAGGAAAAAAUUCAAGCUGAGUACGACAGUUUGGGUGGAACCAGCCAAGUCAGCAAUGAAGGAAUAGCACCAGUGACAUCGGUUAUCGGUGCCAUCGAAGAAAAGUUCAAUCAACAGCAAGAAGAACAACAACUAGCUUCAAUUACACCAGUAGGAGGUAAUACCUUCCAGGAAAACAAUUUUCCAUCAGCAGCAGGAGCCUUGUCAAUUUCCAAUUCUGUAAACUCGAAUAAUGGAUACUUGCCACCAAACUAUUAUUAUUAACCUGAGUGAUAGUUUGUUAGUUUUAUAUUUUAGUUAUUAUUGUUGUUUUCGUUACGCUGAAUUGUAUCUUUAAAUAUUUUGUUUCUGUGUACAUAUGAUUGUAUGUUGUAAUCCUGAUUAAAUAAUUUUUAUACGCAA